AGCUUUUUGUCGCUGUGCUCUUCUCCGGUUGUUUGUGUAGCUGUCGGGAAGAGUCUUGUCUCUGUCUAGUUUUUUUGUUGUUAUUAUUAUUAUUUUUAUCAUAACGACUUAUUAAUUGUUUUAAUUACUUUAAAUUUUAUACUACAAAGUAAAGACGACUUGCAUCAUGGUGCCAGAGCUUCAUAACGUGUCAGUCCAUAUACGUGACAGGAAGAAGGUAGAAGACACAUUAGAGUGCUUUCGCAAAGGAGGACCCAGCAGAGUGCAGGUCAUUUCUGAUUUUGACAUGACUCUAACCAGAUUUGCCUACAAUGGGACACGUGUCCCCACUUGUCACAAUAUUAUUGACAACAGCAGGCUGAUUUCAGAAGAAGGGAAAAAGAAGCUUAAGGACCUGUUAAAUACGUACUACCCAAUUGAAAUUGAUCCUGCCUUCACUGUUGAAGAGAAGCUGCCAUUCAUGGUGGAAUGGUGGACAAAAGCACAUAACUUUCUUGUUGCCGAGAAGAUUCAGAAAUCUCAAAUAACUCGGGUUGUAAAGGAGUCCAAUGUUAUGCUCAGGGAAGGUUUUGAAGUCUUUUUCAGGCAGCUACACAAGAAUGGCAUUCCUCUGUUCAUUUUCUCUGCUGGAAUUGGAGACAUCCUUGAGGAGGUCAUUCGGCAGGCUGGUGUUUUCUACUCCAACAUCACUGUUGUCUCCAACUACAUGGACUUUGAUGGAAAUGGCAUUUUGCAGGGGUUCAAAGGUGAUCUCAUUCACACGUACAACAAGCAUGAAGGAGCUCUGAAGAAUUCUGGCCAUUUUGAGAAACUUGACGAUAAACGUAAUGUCAUCUUGUUGGGUGACUCCUUGGGAGACCUCCAGAUGGCUGAUGGAGUUGAGAACAUGGAAAACAUCCUGAAGAUUGGUUAUCUGAAUGACAAGGUGGACAAGCUUAGGGGCCAGUAUUUGGAGGGUUAUGACAUUGUGUUGGAGAAGGACGAAACGCUGAACGUUGUGAACGCCAUUCUGCAGUACAUCUCGGCUCAGAACUGAAAAAGGCCAGACGUGCGUACCCUUUUAAUCUUCAUCUGCUUCAAGAGGAAGCUCACCAGACCAGCACCUAAAUAUGAAAGCCAGCAUUCUUCCACAGUGGCCUGAAAGCACACGGUUCCACUCCAUGUUUUAAAGUGACUCAGGUCAUGGCUGCUUAUCUGAAGAGAAGCACUUUAAAAACCGCACUCUUUAACCUGCACGUGAAUAUAUAGUGCUAGGGAAAAAUGAAGACACUUCAAGCUAAAUUCUUUUAUUUAUAUUUUAAUAAUGGAAAAAAAAUAUUUUGGAUGGGAUUGUUCUCUAUAUCAGUAUUUGGUAUGAAGUGCAUUAUUGAAAGUACAAAUGUCUUGUCAUGGACAACAACAGAAGAGGAAAUUCGGUAUUGUAUGUGAAAUGUCAGCUUGCGAAAAAUUAGAAAAGCAGUUGAACUUGCCUAAGCCAUACUGUGAGGUCAAGGCUCAUGGAAGCUGCGUAACUGUCUGGCUUCUUACCUGAAGGAAAUGGGUAAGUUUUAAAUUUCUCAAUCACAGAUGUGAGCUCAAGCUUCACUUAACACUCUUUUUGUGCCCCUUUAUAAAAGUGAUCUCUAUGAGAGGAACUUAUCUGAGAUUGGCGAGCUGGUAAUGAAGCUUAUUUACAUCAUUGUCAUUCUUGAGUAAUUGAUUUCAAAUUCUAAUUAUGUUUCUUAAACCCAUUUUUGACAAAUAUGUUUUAAAUGCUGUAGCACGGUAUUCAUUGUCAAAAAUAAACAAACUUCCUGCCUUUAAGAAAACAGCUCAUGAAUAGUUUUGAGAAAAAUAGAAAAAGUAAAAGUGCUAAAGACACAGUUUUUAAAACAAAAAAAAGCAAUAUUUUUAUUUUAGUUUGUCUCAAGUUCAUAUUGUGAGACAGUGCCUGGAGGCACACGUACAGGAGACUUCAAAUUGUGCACUUCUAGAAUUACACUGCGGCUCCCUGCUGCUAAUAAAAACAUGCAGACUGAACAUCGACUGAUUGCCUCGUUGGUACGUUUUGGCAGAAGAGGGCUGUACGUUUAUUAUAAGGGUACAUGAAAUACACAAUCCACUCCUCUAUUAAAAAAAAAAAAAA
Polypterus senegalus (gray bichir) is the source of this 2125-nucleotide messenger RNA. Its product is annotated as cytosolic 5'-nucleotidase 3A-like. Gene Ontology annotation, molecular function: magnesium ion binding; 5'-nucleotidase activity. The record is from RefSeq and is a predicted model, not a curated record. The transcript is spliced from 9 exons. The coding region runs from base 167 to 1036 and encodes 289 amino acids. NCBI's taxonomy places the organism in Eukaryota, Metazoa, Chordata, Cladistia, Polypteriformes, Polypteridae. Gene Ontology annotation, cellular component: cytoplasm.